Messenger RNA from Fusarium sp. VM40, 2073 nucleotides. Lineage: Eukaryota; Fungi; Ascomycota; Sordariomycetes; Hypocreales; Nectriaceae. The record is from the annotation of a GenBank genome assembly.
AUGUCUCACACCUCAGGCAUAACUCCCUUGUAUCAGGUCUUGAAACCACCUUUCACAGUCGACUCUCCGGGUCACGAGAAGAAACCCAAUGAGACCAUUCCUCGGCGUCAUCCUCGUGCUCGCGACGGCCUCAUUGUCCGACCUUCCGAAGAUGUUCAUACUGUCUUCGAUAUCAUCCGCCGAAGCGCACGGCUAUGGCCCAACAAUAAUGCCGUGGGUUCGCGAAGGCUUAUCCGCCUACACAAGGAGAUAACUCAGGUCGAAAAGAAAAUCGACGGCAAGGUGCAGAAGGUUGACAAGGAGUGGUCAUAUUUCGAACUAUCUAAAUUUUCCUUCUUCACCUACAAGAAAUACGAGGCACACUGCCUGGAGGUGGGAUCAGGCUUGCGCCAGCUCGGGCUCGCGCCCGGGGGCAAACUGUUUCUCUUUGGAUCUACAAGUGCCCAGUGGAUUGCUACUUCUCAUGGCUGCGCUACCCAGUCCAUCUCAAUCAUAACAGCUUACGACUCUCUUGGAGCAAGCGGAUUAGAGCACAGUCUCCUCCAGACCGAGGCGGAGAUUAUGUAUAUUGACCCUUACCUACUCAAGACAGCAACCGAGCCUUUGAAGAAGUCAAAGGUCCAUACAAUAAUUGUGAAUGAGGCAUCCAUCUUCGGCGGGAGCGAACUUGUCGAAGAGUUCAGAUCAUCCAAUCCCAGGUUCAAAAUAAUCAGCUUCGAAGAACUCUAUACAUCAGGUCGUAAUGCAAUGGUCGAUCCAGUACAUGCCAAGCCGGAUGAUCUGUACUGCGUGAUGUAUACCUCGGGAUCCGGCGGUGUUCAUAAAGGCGUACAAAUUGCCCACAAGAAUCUUGUUGCGGCAGUCGCUGGUCUAUAUACCUGUGUAUCUGACUGCGUCACGGACAAUGAUGUUCUUCUUGCAUACCUCCCGUUGGCUCAUGUCCUAGAGAUGGCUCUCGAGAAUCUCGGAAUGUAUUUCGGCGGCACUGUGGGAUACGGCAAUCCCAGGACACUAUCUGAUACAUCGGUAAGAAACUGUGCAGGUGACAUGCGUGAUUUGGGGCCCACUGUCAUGCCCGGUGUGCCGCAAGUCUAUGAGACUAUCAGGAAAGGCAUCAUGACACGUCUUGAAUCCAAUGUAGUCUUGAGGAAUCUCUUCUGGGGCGCUUUUGGCUACAAGAAGUUUAUGGUGAAGCACAAUCUACCUGGCGCUUGCUUGUUAGACAAUGCUGUUUUCGGUAAAGUCCGCGAGAUGACUGGUGGCAAGAUCAGAUUCCUGUUCAACGGUGGCAGUCCCAUCUCUCUAUCAACAAAACUCUUCCUCUCACUGGUUCUUGCACCCAUGUUUACAGGCUACGGCCUUACCGAAACUUCAGCAGUUGGUGCAUUAGGAUCACCUCUCGAAUUCACCUUGCACUCUAUCGGCACAGUUCCCGGCUCGGUCGAAGUCAAGCUAGUCUCCGUUCCAGAAUUCGGAUACUCUGCUGAUGCCAAGAUCCCCCAAGGCGAAAUUCUGAUCAAGGGCGCUGCGGUCAUGAUUGGGUAUUUCAACAACGACGAAGAAACAAAGAAGUCCUUUACCGACGAUGGGUGGUUUAAAACUGGAGACGUGGGAGAGUUUGAUGCUGAUGGUCACCUCCGGGUCAUUGAUCGUAUCAAAAACCUUGUGAAAUUACUCAGCGGUGAAUACGUCGCUCUCGAGAAGUUGGAGUCGAUCUACCGUGGUGUGCAAGGUGUCAUGAAUGCCAUGGUCUACGCUGAUUCUGAACAUUCGCGGCCUAUUGCUGUUGUCAUGCCAAACGAAGCCUCCCUCAGAGGUAUUGCUCAGGAUUUGGGCGUUGAUGAGGACAAGAUGUACACCGAAGAUAAAGUACGUCAAGUCAUGCUCAAAGACUUGCAAGCCGCUGGUAAACGGGCAGGAUUAUCAAGCAUGGAAAUUGUCGCUGGUGUAGUAAUCACUCCAGAAGAAUGGACACCCCCAAGCGGUCUUGUUACUGCUACCCAGAAACUCAACCGUCGUGCUAUCAAUGCCAGAUACAAGAAAGAAAUACAGGAAGCUCUCAAGAAUGCCUGA